Salvelinus fontinalis (brook trout) is the source of this 5343-nucleotide messenger RNA. RefSeq names its product AF4/FMR2 family, member 3 (gene aff3). Bases 520 to 4197 code for a protein of 1225 amino acids. Gene Ontology annotation, biological process: regulation of gene expression. NCBI's taxonomy places the organism in Eukaryota, Metazoa, Chordata, Actinopteri, Salmoniformes, Salmonidae. The record is from RefSeq and is a predicted model, not a curated record. The transcript has 17 exons. Gene Ontology annotation, cellular component: nucleus; super elongation complex.
CUGCGUCCCAGUCCAGACCCCAGCAGAGUGCAUUAGCGGUAAUGAUAGAUCGCACAGGCAUUCACUGGCAGGAUGCGGAGAGGGUGAAACAAUAAUAAUUUAACAGCAAGUGACCCCCUUCACUUUUCAGAGAUUGUACACUGGGUGCAUGGUGAGAUUGUGCGCUGCACUGUGCUUCCAUUCAGAUACGCACUGGAAGGAGUAUGUGCCACAUUGUUUCCGUGUGUGCGUGUGGGUCAUUGAUGUGAGUGUGUGUAGUGUCUAGGUAGCGACGCUCCCCGCGGAUGUUUGAACUUCGUGCCUGAACCUAUAACGGAUGCGUCACGUCGGCUCUGUCAUGCGAAUCCCCCCGCACGCACGCUCGCUCCCAAGACGACAACGACUCCGUGACUCUCCAUUUGAGCUGGUGACGCUGCUCGCUCUCUGGCGGUAGAACGGGAUGUUUGGCAUUUGUACCGAUUUGUGCUCGCACGGUGCGUCUUCUGUGAGAUGGACCGAGGAGAGGACCAGUGACCAAACAUGCCUACAGUCCUCCGCGACAAGGGAAAACUUUCCGACGUCUGUUUAUUGCUUCGAUGUGCUUUCCAGGACAUGAACCACUCCUGGCUGUCCCAGCAACCCUCAGGAGGUGGCCAGGCCCAGUGCUUCCUCUACAACCCUAAAGACGCAAAGCAGCACACUACUCAGCACAAACAACGUAUGUAUUCACAGUCUAAGCUCGGGGGGAUGACCCACCCUCACCUGGCACCUCACAAAUCCAUGCUCGCUGAUGACUUGAAGCUCAGCAGUGACGAUGAUGAUGCUGACAAGGGCCCUGAACAGUCAGUCCCCUGGGUUGGUAACAACAGUCUGUCGGAGCAGCACACACACACACAUGGUGGGAGGGUGAGACAUUCCAGCUCAGACUCUUCAGGCUCAGACUCCUACAGUGAAUUGGAGGAGGAGAGCAGUAGCCAGCGCUCCCUUAGCCCAAGCCCAGAAACACACUCCGAUCCUGGGACACCCACCGACGCUCAGGCCCUUGGCUGCACCAAGGAGAUAUAUCACCCCUCCACCACUCAGUGGCAGCUGGAUAAGUGGCUGAAAAAAGUCCCCAAAAAAUUAACUUCCUGCAACCAGGAUCCCAGCAAUCACGACCACGCCCAGAGAGCUACAGAGCACCGGUCGCUCUCCCCAGACCCCCACAGAGCCACAUCUCCAUCCAGACCCUGGGGGAUCAGAGAGGACUACAGCCCCAGCCAGAGCCCUGUUCCCAGCCCGCGCUUCAACUACAGCCCCAGGCAUAGCCCUCGGCCUAGCCCUGGCUACAGCCCCUGCACCAGCCGCUGUUCCAGUCCUUGUCCUAGCCCCACCCCAAGACACAGUCCCAUCCCUAGCCCGGUCCCCAGUGUCUGUCCAAGCCCCUUCCCAAGCCCCAGAGCCACUUGCAGCCUUAGUUCCAUUCCCCAGCACCCCCCUAGGAGUCCUAGUCCUAGCCUUACUCAUUCUAGCCCCCGCCGCUAUCCUCAGGUUCGGAGUCCUCAUCAAGAAAGCCACAGGACUCCCACGUGGCCUAGCCUAACAACCAGCCCAAGCCAUAGACCCAAAAUCAGGCCCUGGAUUGCCCCUGUACCCAGCACUGAGCCCAAGAGCAAGCCAAGACACAGUCCAUAUCCUCAGCCUCCGCCUCAGCACAGCUCCAGGCCUAAAUCCACACAGAGCCAGUCUGUUCCCACUCCCAAGACCACAGCCAAGGCAGCCCCUGCUCUGACCACUGAGCUGAGCCACAGGCACAAACACAGACCCAGGCCUAGUCCCAACUCGAGUCCCAAGCUUCAUUCCCAGCCUAGCUUGAAACACGCACUCACUCUAGCCCCCAAAAGCCAACACCUAUCCAACCCCAGGCCCAGUAAUGGGCCUAGUUUGACAACCAGACUCAGUACCCGUCUCAGUCCCACACCCAGGGCCAAGACCUUACCCACCACAGACCCUAGCAGAGAGACCAGCAGCAGAGUUAGUCACUGUUCCAAAUCCAGCCCAAAGCCACAUUCUCUGCCUAACUCCAAAGCUAGUUCUGAGCCUCGCGCUAAAUCCAGCCCCAGCCCUAGACCCAAAUACAAGUCCUGGGCCCCUGCUCCCCACUCAAAGCUUCCACAGAGGAAGCCCCAAUCUAAGGAGAGAGAACAGGAGGUGGACAACCGGAGAGAGACCCAUGCACCAAAGAGGAAGGUAGAUAGGCAGACAGAGGGAAAGGGGCAACAUGAGGUAGAGAGACAGACAGAAAAACAAGGAGAGAGGCAGGGGAAGAAACAGAAGGAAAGAAAGGGGGAGAGACAGGGAGAGAGAAGACUGGCGGAGGAGCAGUUGCUUAGACGCCCCUGGGUCCAGAUCUCAGAGGAAGAGGAGGAAGAGGAAGUAGAGGAGAGAAAGAGGAGAAGGGAGGAGAGCGAGAAGGAGGAGAAGUGCAAGAGGAGGUGGGAGGAGCAGCAGCAGAGAGGUGAAUGGCAAGCGGUCCAGCCCAAGCAGAGACCUCACACCAACAGCGAGCGCCUCCACCAUCCCAUCGACCCACAACGCCACGGGACCAAGAAAAAGAGGAGGAGGAAGAGUGAGGAAGAGAGACAGUCUCAGCCGGACCCUUCCCCUCCACCGUCACCCUCCUCCCCCACUCCUGUCGUCCCACCCACAGACUCCUCCUCCUCUUCAGAGUCCGACUCGGAGCCCGAUCUGCCUCCCAACGUCACCAAAGUCCCGGCCGACUCCACAUCAAGCCAGCGUCCCAUCCCCAGGAGAGGGUACCAGGGCCCGGGGAGGCCCGCGGAUAGCAGGCCCAGAGUGCUCUACCCCAGGCGCACCACCGCAUCCAACCCAGGCCAGGGGCACCAAAUCCAAGGAAAGCAGAAACUCUACACCCUGGUUCCGUUUGGACGUCGUGAGCUGGCCGCAGCCUCCCAUCGAGGCCUGAGAAACUUGGUGGUUCAGAUAGACCUCUCCCUGCUCAACAGAGUGCCUGAUACUACGACAGGCACCCCAGCCUCUCACAAACACUCUUCCUCCUCCUCUGCCUCUUCCAAGCAGAAAGAAGCCAUGAGACACCUGUGCAUCCCCGAGACAGAGAGAGGAGACAGCAAGAGGAAACGCAAGUCAGAGAAUGGAGUCCAGCACCACAGAGAGAGUAAGAGGAGCAACUCCCAGACCAACGGCCCCUUUGCCCACACAGAGUCGCACAGACGUCUAGACCCUCACUCAGACACCAGACACAACGGGUUCUUGGAGGACUAUCUGGACAGUACCCCUCUCUCUGACACCGCCGACCCCACCAAGCCCCCCAUCAAAACACAGAACCCAGAGCCUAAGAUGGAGGUUGAGUGUUGUGUUGGGGUGUCAGGGCAGCCUCGGCCCGAGUGUGAACCAUGGGGACCUCCUUUACAACGGGCAGGGGGACAGAGAGGAACCGUAACCAACCAUGAACCCCCACAUCAUGCUGAGUACUACAUGCAUGAAGCCAAGAGGAUGAAGCACCGUGCAGAUGCCAUGGUGGAUAAGCUGGGGAAGGCAGUGAACUAUGUGGAUGCUGCUCUCUCCUUCAUGGAGUGUGGAAAAGCUAUGGAGGAGGGACCACUGGAGGCCAAGUCUCCCUAUACCAUGUACGCAGAGACAGUAGAGCUCAUCAGGUACGCCAUGAAGCUGAAGAGCCACUCUGGCCCAGGGGCUAGACAGGAAGACCAACAGUUGGCCGUACUGUGUUUCCGGUGCCUUGCUCUCCUAUACUGGCAGAUGUUUCGUCUAAAGAAGGAUCACGCCCUGAAGUAUUCCAAAGCUCUAUUGGACUACUUUAAGAGUUCUCCAAAAGUGCCUACUACUCCCCCAAUCUGGAGCGACUCGGGAAAGGGCACAGGGGGACCUCCCUCGUCCCUCUCCCCCAGCCCCUCAUCCCUCACCCUGGGCUCUCACACUGGCAGCUCCCCCUCCUCCCUCAUCAGCAUUCCCCAACGUAUCCACCAGAUGGCAGCAAACCACCUCAACAUCACCAACAGUGUCCUCUACAGCUAUGAGUACUGGGAGGUAGCAGAUAGCCUUGCCAGAGACAACAAGGAGUUCUUUCACUACUUGAACACCCUGUCGGGGCCAUUGACUCUCCACAGUAGUAUUGCUCAUGCAGUCCAGUACACCAGACAGGCUCUACAGUGGAUACGCAUCAGUGCCAAUGUGGGUUAGUGGAGGGAGGGGCGAGACCAUAGAGAAUGAUAGAGAAAGCAUCCCUAUAUAGUUCCCAUUAUGGCGUCUGUGAGCGCACCGGCAGCGCUAUCUCCAUUUUUAAGUAGUCAAUUUUAUUCUUCACAAUUGGCUGAUCCCUCCUGAUGAGCUGGUUGGACAUGACUCCAACAGGAAGUUGACUGUCACCAAGUUGACUGCAUUAAAAUGGUGGAAGCCCUCACUGCUGCUCCCAUGCUGACAUGGCAUUUUGGCCACUGGAGGCCUCUAUCAUUCUUUAUGGGUGAGACCCAACAACCUGGCCUAAGGGAAGGAGGGAGAGAGGGACACAAGUGAUGAGAAAUUGAGGAGUCCCCUUGUAUUCUACGUUUUAAGGAUUAGUACUUCAAUUCUCAGCAUGUAUCAUAAAUUAUGGAUUGGAUUUAUACACAGUAGCGCCUUUCCUGGUGCUCAAAGUGCUUCACUUUGUGUGGGGAGAAGGUGUUGUUAAUCCUACAAACAGGCAAAGGAACUGUUUUAGUAUAUCUUUACUCUUCCUCUUGGGAUUCUCUGUGCAGAUCUUUAAAGUUCCACAUGGAUUCAAUGCCUUCAAACUCGCUGCUUUACCAAACGUGCCACAUAUGUAAUGACAAAAAUACACACAGCAACUGUCUAAAAAGGAAAUGGAAGAGAAACAUCAUACAGUGCACCUGUGAGGACUUUAUGAUUUCUCUACUGUACAAAAGGACAACAGACAUAUGACCUGGACUACAUCUCCCAUUGGCCUCGCCAGGACUAAUGGUUUCAUUAGGGGAAAGGUGAAGUUGGGAUUUUGAGUUUUAUUUUGGACUGUCAGACCCCUCAUCCUAAAAUGUAGACCAAGUUACUGGUAGCUUUUCUGUAUGACUACACUGUGAGAUGGCUCUUUUAAGAACAUUUAGAGAUGCCUUUCACUUUUUGAUGUCUUUUUAUGUGCAAUAGGUGUGUCAGAUUAUUUGUUUUUAACAAAAAUACCAAAACAAUAGGUUUUGAUUUGGUUUUGUUGCCAAGUGGAUGGCCCAGCAUUCAUGUUCCUGUCUAUGCAAAAUUAUUAUUUAUAAUAUGGUGUAAUGUAAUUAUCAAAAGUUGCAUACCGAAUUGUAUUUCAUAAAUGUCUUUUUGAUAUUGCAA